GAACUAUAAACCGGGACUUGCGGCAAGUGAUCGCAGAAAGCGUGAUGCUAAGUUACCUUCCUCAGCGAAAGGGUACCUUCAUGACCAGAUGUUGUUAUCUAUCGGAUCGGUUGGAUAAUAUUGCCAGGCUCCAGAGCAAACUACAGUCGAAUGUGAGCCAGUUGGGAGAGGUUUUUGGGUUUCAGGGGAUGACGGUUUACAGUGAAUACUACAUAACUUCGGUGGUCACCUCGUACCUGACCUACAGUCUCUUUAAGUACGGACCCGAAAGCCUAAAUUUGACACUUAAAACAGUCAUCCUGGCCUGCAGUUGGACCUUCUUCUACUUUCUAGACGGCGUGCUCAAUUUGUUCAUAAUAUUUUUUGUGUUGGCUGAUCACAAAGAGAUGGGCCGUCAUUUGGAGGAAAGAACAUUGUUUGCAUCCCGCUUGGAUGUUCGCCUAGAGGAAUCUUUUGAGAGUCUCCAACUUCAACUUGCAAGGAACCCGUUUGAAAUCAACGUCAUGAAAUUAUUCCCAGUAAAUCGCAGCGCCACCGCUGCCAUGUGUGGAUCCAUUAUUUCGCACUCCAUAUUCCUCAUUCAGUGUGACAUGGAAUAUUUUAAGACUCCUCUCUAG
This is a messenger RNA of Drosophila biarmipes, 617 nucleotides long. Its product is annotated as putative gustatory receptor 36b. Bases 45 to 617 code for a protein of 190 amino acids. NCBI's taxonomy places the organism in Eukaryota, Metazoa, Arthropoda, Insecta, Diptera, Drosophilidae. The transcript has 2 exons. Gene Ontology annotation, cellular component: membrane. The record is from RefSeq and is a predicted model, not a curated record. Gene Ontology annotation, biological process: sensory perception of taste.